Amoebophrya sp. A120 is the source of this 788-nucleotide messenger RNA. NCBI's taxonomy places the organism in Eukaryota, Dinophyceae, Syndiniales, Amoebophryaceae. The record is from the annotation of a GenBank genome assembly.
CGCGAGGCCCCCCGGGGCGGGCCGUUGUAGCUGUGUGGCGGGUCGGUGGGUCGAUCGUCUCGCCGCUCAUCGUUUUGCCAGCCUGCCAGGUGUGGGCGCUUUGGGAGAGCGCGGCCCAACGCGGCCCCCAGCUCGCGGCGUUGCCACCUGGUGCGGCGACUCGGCGCGCUAGGCGUGGGGGCCCUUGGGUUCGUCUUGUGCCCCGCAGAGAAACGCAAGCCGCGAAAAGAACGGGCGACGGGGCCCCGGAAUUCCUCGGGCGUGGUGGCGCCCCCCGACCUGGCCGGCCCCGUUUGCCGGCAUUCAGGCCUCCCUCGUCCCGGCCGCCCGGGCAAGAAAAUGGCGGCGCUCCGCGCCGUUUUUCGUUCGCAUCUCGCGCCCGCCUCAUGUGUGGGCGCGGGCGGGAUGGGUCGCGCGUUUCUUUGCCCCCCCCGCCUCCCGGUCGGUGGCCCCGCCCCCCAGGCGCCCCGUCCUAUUGCUUGGCGCAGCGGGCAGCCCGGGCGGGCCGGCCAUGCAUUGUGCUACCUAGAUUUUCGCGAGCCUGCCGGCGCCCGCGACGGACCGGUCCUGGGUUGGCUUUAUGGAUAUUCGCUUCCGCGGGCGCAGCCACGAGCGCAGUGUGUGCGUGGGGUCGCUGCCGCGGUUAAUGGCCGAGCUUCCUUCGUUCUUUUUUAUCUGGUGGGUCGAACAACAAAACGAAAAUCGAGGCUCUUUUGGAAUGAGCUUGAUGUCGAUACACAUUUCUGGUAGGAGCGAGUUCUCGCGCACGUGUGACGCUUCGCCUUCCC